This is a messenger RNA of Iphiclides podalirius (scarce swallowtail), 450 nucleotides long. The record is from the annotation of a GenBank genome assembly. Lineage: Eukaryota; Metazoa; Arthropoda; Insecta; Lepidoptera; Papilionidae.
AUGAACACGUGGUUGGACACGCGCCAUGCCUGUGCCUUCCUAAAAAUCGCCCUGUCAACAGGUUAUCCUUCCGUUUGCCAUUUCGCCGCGGUGCAAUAUCCGCUCAAUGAAACCGCCACGGGUCCACCGCAGCCGAGGCGUCCGGCAAAGAUAACAUUUGCGCCGUUGCCUCCGAGUCGGCACCGUGGAACGGGAUCCGAUACGUUUCCCGCGGGCGUGUGUUCGCCGGCAGAGCGCUCGCGGGGCGGCGUCGUCGCGCGGGCGCGUAUCGAUCGCCACUCCGCGCCACCGGCCCGCAUACGAAUACGGGGAUCGCCCUCCGUUCAGCCCCUUGCCAACCUCCUCCACCAGAAGACCUUCGCCUUAACUGUAGACUUGACCCUUCACACGCCGUGCAACCGCUUGCAAUUCGCCUUUAAACUGGAAGCCUCCAGUGGGAGACCUUCGCCU